Molecule: messenger RNA, 1926 nt
Organism: Rotaria socialis
Lineage: Eukaryota; Metazoa; Rotifera; Eurotatoria; Philodinida; Philodinidae
Source: the annotation of a GenBank genome assembly
AUGACUGAAGCAAUGAUUGUUGAUGAAUCAAAUACGACAGCAAUUACGACCGAGAAUAAUAAUGAAUCGCAAACAGCAAACGGUAUUGAUAAGAAAAAGUAUUCGAUACAAAAUAUUCCACGUUUACCACGUGAACUUACACCAUUUGCAUCAUUUUCACCUGCCAUUGAGCUUCAUCAACGUGGUCCAUUAUUUAAGGGACCAGGAGCAAAGCGUGAUACAGGACGCUACAAAAUUCGAUCCGUUGAUGAAGAAAAUAUUAAACGUGCAAAAAAAUAUGGUUUAGAACAAAGUGUUAAAUAUGUUCUUGUGAAACAGCAACAGCAACAACAACGUGUACAAUUAGAUAAUAUUAAAAAACAACAAGCACUGCUAUUAAUGUGUCGAAUUUAUAUUGGUAGUAUUAAUUUUGAAUUAAAUGAAGCAAUGCUUAAACAAGCAUUUCAACCAUUUGGACCAGUCAAAGCUGUUUCAUUAACAUUUGAUCCAGUUACUAAUCGUCAUAAAGGUUUUGCUUUUCUUGAAUAUGAAAUACCUGAAGCAGCACAAUUGUCUAUUGAGCAAAUGAAUGGAGUUAUUCUUGGUGGAAGAAAUAUUAAAGUUGGUCGACCAUCGAAUAUGCCACAAGCUCAGCCCAUUAUCGAUCAAUUAACUGAAGAAGCAAAAAAUUACAAUCGUAUCUAUAUAGCUUCAAUUCAUCCAGAUUUAACAGAAAAUGAUAUUCAAAGUGUUUUUGAAGCUUUUGGUAAAAUAAAAACUUGUACUUUGGCAAAAGAUACAACAACGAGUAAACAUAAAGGUUAUGGCUUUAUUGAAUAUGAAACAGUUCAAGCAGCACAAGAUGCAAUUAGUUCAAUGAAUUUAUUUGAUCUUGGAGGACAAUUUCUUCGAGUUGGUAAAGCAAUAACACCACCUGAAGGUUUAUUAACUACAACACCGACAGCAGCAACUUCGAUGCCAACAGCUACUGCAUUAGCUGUUGCUACAAUUACAGCUCAAUUACAGGCUAAAAAUGUUGAGACUAAUCCACAACCUACCAUAGCUGCUUCACAAAUGAUCAAUAAUCCAAUAGCACAAGUUGGUUUUCUUGGUGGUCCGAUUGCCCCAACUACUGUUGCUGCUACACUUUCUGCAGCGUCGUUUUCUGAUGCGACUGCUGUGACAUCAAUGAUUUCCACUAUACUCAAUCCAACUGCUGCUAUAACAACUUCUAUUUCACAACCUGUUACUCUUGGUGCACCUGGCAUUCGUUCAAAUUUGUCUACAUCGUCUUUAACUAAUCUUACAACUUCAUCCUCAGUACAAACGGUACAAGUUUCAUCUCCGCAAGUUAGUACUCCACCACCAUCCGCAGCAACAUUAAUUCCUCAACCAACUUUACUUGAAGAACCACCUGUCCCUGUUGGAUUAAAAAUUGAUUUAGAACCAAAACCACAAUAUCCAUCAAUUUCACUUGUUCUACCAACAAAUAAAUCGGAAACAACUGACAAUCAAAAAACUAUUUUAAGCUUAAAUAAUGCAGAAGAUCCUACAGCAACUUUAUCACAACAAGAAGAACUUAGUGUUAAAGGUCGUGAACAAAGACAUUUACUAAUGCAAAAAUUAAAUCAACGUCGACUUGAUUCACGUGUAUGCGUAUUAAGAAAUAUGGUUGGUCCUGAGGAUGUUGAUGAUGAUUUACAACAGGAAAUAACCGACGAGUGCUCGAAAUAUGGUGAAGUUAUUAAAGUUGUUAUUUAUACUGAACAACAAGGAUAUGAUGAUGAUAAUGCAGAACAAAUCGUUAAAAUUUUUGUUGAAUUUCAAACUAGUAAACAAGCAGAAAAAACGAUUGAAUCACUCAAUGGACGAUAUUUUGCUGGUCGAAUGAUAAAAGCUGAGCUAUAUGACCAAAUGGCAUAUCAAGCUGAAGACCUAUCUGGUUGA